This is a messenger RNA of Cyclopterus lumpus (lumpfish), 2730 nucleotides long. It is a transcript of the gene stra6l, whose product is annotated as STRA6-like. Gene Ontology annotation, biological process: vitamin A import into cell. Lineage: Eukaryota; Metazoa; Chordata; Actinopteri; Perciformes; Cyclopteridae. Gene Ontology annotation, molecular function: signaling receptor activity; retinol transmembrane transporter activity. The record is from RefSeq and is a predicted model, not a curated record. The transcript has 19 exons. Bases 178 to 2139 code for a protein of 653 amino acids. Gene Ontology annotation, cellular component: plasma membrane.
GUGAUUGUCAUUGCAAUGAGUAAUAAAUAUCUAUCAGCAGUAUUUUUACUUCUGUUUUGAAAUCAAUAACAUCUCUACCCUGUACAAGUCAACAACGAAGAGAAACACUGAAGUGAUAUCAAUCCGGAGGCUUCCUUUGUCUUGACAGUGGAACAAGAACAAAGCUUCCAGUCAAAGAUGAUAAGAAACCAGGUGGAACAUGUGGUUUCGAAGGUUAAGGACUGUCAAAGUGGAAUCUCUUUGGAGCUCUUCCUUCAUUUUUCACUCGUACCAGCAUUGUUGAUUGUGGGGGUGCUCUCGUUCCUCCAGAAGAGAGACCAGAGACUGGCUAUCGACCACAGAUUGCCCUUCCUGGGGGGACGGUUCGGUAUUGUGGUGCCUUUGGAUAGCAUUGGCAGCCUCAGUAAUCGUUGGUCCUACGGGUUUGCAUUUGGUGCCGUGUCCUCCAGCGUCCUGCUGCUCUUCUCCGAGCGCUACAUCCCCUUCAUCGUGCUGCCCUGGGCCAGAGCUAUAGUGUAUCUGGUUGGAGCGCUAGAGGUGGGUCUGGUCUAUUUCCCUUUCUUUGCCUGUCUGUCCACACCGUUCAGAGCAGCCGGGGCUGUGAUGGGAAUAUUCUACUCUCUGUCCUGGAUCAUCGUUACAGUCUGGGAUACGUUCACCUGUCCUCAUGGUAAGAUUCUAGGUAAAUACCAGAAGUUGAUUGUCCAGUGGCCCUGCAUCCUCUCCCUCAUCUUCCUCUUGGGACGAUUUGUCUAUAUGCUGGUGAAAGCUGCUCGGAUACAUCUGCAAGUGGAACAGGAGUAUCAUGAAGAGCUGAUGGCGCAACAUCAGGUGCAGCACGUUAAGAGACUGCUGAGGAAAACGCCUGCACACAGUGAACCCCACAGCUGGCUCCAGAGCAAAGUGUAUGAGUGGGAUCCUUACUUCAAGUUCCCCAACAGGAUCAUCGGCACCGUCAUUAUCUCGCUAAUCGGCCUAUACACGAUAACCCUGGUAGACUACAGUCUCAGUAAUGUGGCUUUUGACCAAGGAGAGAGGUGGAAGAAUACACUGAUAGAGCUGUUUAGGUCCUGUAACCAGACUGAAGGUCUGGAGGCCAUGAUACCACAGCUGGAAGAAUUCAUCUAUGUGGCUAGAAAGUCCUGGCUAGCUACCACCAUCUUUGCUAGUCUCAACUCCGUAGCCUACUGCUUCCAUGUCUUGGCAUGUUACAGAAAACACUUGAAGAGGCUGUGGAAAGGGCAGAAGGGUUUCCUUCCUGAGAAGUUUCACAACCCUCGCUCCGCUGUCAGCGUAGCUUCCAUUGCAAGAUACUCUGGUUGGCAAAUAGCGUUUACAUUGUGGGGCUACCUGAUUGUCCACUUUGUCCACUUCCUGUUUGCUCUGUUGCUGGUCUAUGUGCUGGUUCUGCCGAUACAGCAUGGAACAGCGCUGAGCAUGCUCAGCAACCUGGGGAUUAUAGUUCUGACCAUUAGUCUGGUCAUCGGCCUGGUGAUUCUCCAGAUCGCUCUGGUUCAGAUCUUUUUCCUUCAGGACAAAAUGUCCCCUACUGAUAAACACAAACCUCUGGCUCUCAACAACAGGAAGGCGUUCCACUGCUUCAACUACUUCUUCUUUUUCUACAACGUGGUGAUGGGGUUCAGUAACUGCAUAUUGAGGUUGCUGUGCAGCAUUGUGGUGGGAACGUGGCUGGUGUCCCGCAUAGACCGGAGCAUUAUGCAGAGAGGAUAUGAAACCAUGGAUGCCGGCUACAGUACUUGGAUUGGGAUGAUCUUUGCUGACCACUAUCAUAGCAAUCCGGUCAUGGUGUGUUUCUGCCAGCUGCUGGUCUCCAACUCGCUGGAGGAACGCACUGUGUCUGCAUACUCCUCAUUCAGCAACGUGGCCUCUGAAUCCCCUGUGAACAGCCGGGCUACGAGGCGGUGGAUGUUGUUUUAUACCUUACUGAGGAACCCUCACCUGAUCCUGCUCAGGAAGCACCACCUCUCCACCUCACCAUCUUCAUCAUUACAUACAUCAUCAUCUGCCAUGCCAGACACAGUGGUGCAAGCUCGAAUCAUGGCAUUCAAAACACAGGGCCGCCGAGCAGAGUCACAGUCACCACCAGAGAUCAUAGUCACACCACCACAAGACUGUUAAAGAAACAUUUCAAUGGAUUGUAAUCAUAUUAAGUUAAAAUAUAUAUAUAUAUAUAUAUUGGUGGUGAAUGCAAAAUUGUUUCUGUGUGUUCUUGUUCCUUUAGUGGUCCUCCGUGUUAAAGAGUACUGUGGCGUAACUUUGAGAAACAUUGACCUUUCAACUUAACCUCUGUGGCAUCUAUUCUACAAGUGGAUGUGAUCCACUAAAGCUGGGCACUUUUCUAUCUAAUAAUGGUGAUUUCAUUAAACGCAUGUGAGCUGCACCUCAUUCUAGGUUUGUGUUGUAAAAUGUAACUGGAUUCCAAUGGCUGCUAUGUAAAUUGUCAUUGGGGAUUCAGUGGGACUUCGUGGUGGUCGUGCAACUUGGAGAGCUCUUCUGAAAACAAGCUUGUGUAAACUUCUGCUUUGUGUUUGUGACUUUUAAAUAUGUUAUUGCUGCACAAACAAAUGCUUUCAGUUGGGGAAAAAAAAAUUAAAAGCUGCAUUUCCGGACUCGACUCAAAAAAUAGAUGUGAUUUCCAUUCGUUGUUUUUAUUAUUAGCGAGCUCACCAUGCUGCGCUUAACUUCAAAUAAAAAAAUUUCUUAAAAGCA